Molecule: messenger RNA, 806 nt
Organism: Drosophila kikkawai
Lineage: Eukaryota; Metazoa; Arthropoda; Insecta; Diptera; Drosophilidae
Gene: Tsen2
Product: tRNA splicing endonuclease subunit 2
Biological process (GO): tRNA-type intron splice site recognition and cleavage; tRNA splicing, via endonucleolytic cleavage and ligation
Cellular component (GO): tRNA-intron endonuclease complex
Molecular function (GO): nucleic acid binding; tRNA-intron lyase activity
Source: RefSeq, a predicted model, not a curated record
UUUUUAGAAAGACCAGGCGCAUUCAAAAAAUACUAUAGAACAAACUAUUUCGGUAUUUUUCCACAGCUGUCACCACACUUUUGAACGCCUCGGAAAAUGUUUACGUUUCAAUGCAAAAGAAAACGCUGUCCAUACAAAAGUUUCAAUUUCUCUCCUUUUCCCAUAUGCGAAAACGGAGAAAGCUAUCAGGGAACGUUCUCAGGAUUUUCAGUAGAGAUACAGGAUCCGGUUCAAGCUCAAUCACUGUAUGACAAUGGUUGCUUUGGUAAGGGAAGCAAGUCGCGGGGAGGACCGGCAUCUGGAGAUGCGGAUGAAACGCUGCUCCUCGGACUGGAGGAGUCCUGUUUUCUGGCCUUCUAUUUGGAGGUUUUAAGCAUUGAAGACCUCUCCGGCAGCGUGAUGGACUUUCAAGCAUUUUUGACUGCAGCAAAGCAGCUAAAUGAAAGAUUUGUGGAGAACUUGGCCUGCUAUUUGUAUUUAAAGUCCAAGAACUGGGUGAUCAAGAGUGGCAUCAAGUUUGGCGGAGAUUUUCUGAUCUACAAGCAGAGCCCACGCUUAUACCAUGCAAGCUUUCUGGUGACUGUUCAAACACCCUGCGAUGUGGAUUACUAUCAAUCAAAGAAUCUAAAGGGAGUCCAACGUGUGGCAGAAACUUCCGACAAGGAUGUGCUUCUCCUUAGAGUAGCGCAAGCCGGCGAUGUAUCCAGACCCGAGCACCUUCAGGAAAUCACAGUCACAGAAACAAUUGUGCGUCGAUUCAAUUACUCAACUUUUGUACAAAGCAAACAACAACAAUAAGGAACUAA